Messenger RNA from Coccomyxa subellipsoidea C-169, 1446 nucleotides. RefSeq names its product MATH-domain-containing protein. Bases 1 to 1446 code for a protein of 481 amino acids. The transcript has 10 exons. Gene Ontology annotation, molecular function: protein binding. NCBI's taxonomy places the organism in Eukaryota, Viridiplantae, Chlorophyta, Trebouxiophyceae, Coccomyxaceae. The record is from RefSeq and is a predicted model, not a curated record.
AUGGCAGGUCAAGCAAGAUUGAGGGAGGCACUGAACGCCGGAGGCCCAGGCUCUCAGAAGGAAAAGGGCCCUCAGCCUGUUGAUGGUAUCCUGUCAGUCACUCCAGACACCCCGGAAGCAGUAGAGUGGCGCACACGGCGAUCUAUCAUAGACAGUGCUGGAGCAUCGUCUUCCUACUUGGAAGACGACGAUGGCCCUAAGCCGUCUGAGCUGUAUGGAAAGUUCACCUGGAAGAUUGAAAACUUUUCAGAAAUUAGCAAGCGUGAGCUGCGCAGCACCAUUUUUGAAGUCGGCAGCUACAAAUGGUACAUUCUCGUGUAUCCUCAAGGCUGUGAUGUGUGCAACCACCUCUCCCUCUUCCUUUGUGUGGCGGACUACGACAAGCUGCUGCCAGGUUGGAGCCAUUUCGCCCAAUUCACCAUUGCAGUGGUAAACAAGGACCCCAAGAAGUCGAAAUACUCAGACACGCUGCACAGAUUCUGCAAGAAGGAGCACGACUGGGGGUGGAAGAAAUUCAUGGAGCUGAACAAGGUUCUGGAGGGCUUCACAGUCUCCAACACUCUAGUCAUCAAGGCCCAGGUCCAGGUCAUCAGGGACCGGCCGCAUGCGCCGUUCCGGUGUCUGGAGGCGCAGUAUCGGCGGGAGCUUGUGCGAGUGUACCUGACGAAUGUGGAGACGCUGGCGCGCAAGUUUGUGGACGAGAAGCGCGAGGCGCUGCUGCACCUGCGCAGCGAGGACAGCGGCUUCCGCACCUUCUGGGGCAGCCUGGACCCCAAGAGGCGCCGCCAGCUCGCCACAACCUCUGGAGAGACUGUGCUCAAGGGUGUGGUUAAGCGCUUCUUCAAUGAGAAGGAGGUCACUUCCACGCUGGUGAUGGACGCCCUCUUCAGUGGCUGCAAACAGCUGGAGGAAGCCUCUCGCAACUUGGAGUCCAAGAAGGGGAAGAAGGAGAAGCCGCCCGUGGUGACAGUGCACGCCGACACCUGGUCGCUGCAUGGGGAUGUGCAGACGGUGCUGGAGCGCGCGGUCUCAGAAGCAAUCCCUCCCUUUAGGGAUGACAAAGCGGGCGAUGCCCUGGCUGUCCGCAAUGCCCAGGACUCGGAUGACUACAGUAGCAACUAUGUGGAGCGCGAUGAGAGGCGGCUGGCAGAGCUGGGCAGGCGCGCAGUUGAGAUGUUUGCAGUGGCCCAUGUCUUCAGCGAUCUGGAGAGCGCCUACUGUGAAGCAGAGAGCAUCAAGCGGCAGGAUGCCCUCAUCAAGGAGGAGGAGGAAGCAGAGAGGCUGGAGGAUGAGAGGGCGGCAGCGCGCUCGGCGUCAGAGAAGGAGAAACGGGCGCGCAAGAAGGAGCGCCAGCGGCAGAAGAAGGCGGUAGAGACGGCCAAGAAGGAGGCCGAGGACGAAGAGCGCCGCAAGCUGGAGGCUCAACGAAAGGCAGAGGUACAAUAA